GCGGCCGCCCCGCGCGGUGACUGCGCCGUCGAAGGAGGCGAGCGCGCUAACGGGGGAUGGGUCACGCGGACUGUGGCCCGCGGGCACCUCAGCGUUGCAGACAGUUGUCAAAACGGGGACCGCUAACGGCCGCGCGCUAACAGUCGCGCGCCCGACCCAUCUUCCGCGCGUGCGCAUCCUCGCCUCUGCGCGCGCGCAUCCGGCCUCCGCGCAGGCGGAAGGCCAGCCCCGGAUUAGGCUCGUCGUGUGUGAUGACGUUGUACUCCCGGCGCGGGUGAGUGACGCGGCGCGGCCCGUUGUCUGUGUGGGGCUGAGAAGCCCCGAGGGCGGUGGGCGCUCCCGGUGGGGGCGGCGCGGGGUUAGCAGGGCCUGGACAUGGCGCUGAGAGACCGCUCCGCGGGAAGAUGAAUAAGGGCUGGCUGGAGCUGGAGAGUGACCCGGGCCUCUUCACCCUCCUGGUGGAAGAUUUCGGUAAGAACCCCUUUACCCCCGAUCGUCGGGCCCUGGCUGGUGUCAAAGGGGUGCAAGUGGAGGAGAUCUAUGACCUUCAGAGUAAAUGCCAGGGGCCUGUAUAUGGAUUUAUCUUCCUGUUCAAAUGGAUCGAAGAGCGCAGGUCCCGCCGCAAGGUUUCUACGUUGGUGGAUGAUACAUCUGUGAUUGAUGAUGACAUCGUGAAUAGCAUGUUCUUUGCUCACCAGCUGAUUCCCAACUCUUGUGCCACUCACGCCUUGCUGAGCGUGCUUCUGAACUGCAGCAAUGUGGAUUUGGGGCCCACGCUGAGUCGAAUGAAGGAUUUCACCAAAGGCUUCAGCCCUGAGAGCAAAGGAUAUGCGAUUGGCAAUGCCCCUGAACUGGCCAAGGCACAUAAUAGCCAUGCCAGGCCAGAACCACGUCACCUUCCUGAGAAACAGAAUGGCCUCAGUGCAGUGCGGACCAUGGAGGCGUUUCACUUUGUCAGCUAUGUGCCUAUCACAGGACGGCUCUUUGAAUUGGAUGGGUUGAAAGUCUACCCUAUUGAUCAUGGGCCCUGGGGAGAGGAUGAGGAGUGGACAGAUAAAGCCCGAAGGGUCAUCAUGGAGCGAAUCGGCCUUGCUACUGCAGGGGAGCCCUACCAUGACAUUCGCUUCAACCUGAUGGCAGUGGUGCCUGACCGCAGGGUUAAGUAUGAGGCCAGGCUGCAUGUGCUGAAGGGGAACCGACAAACAGUCCUGGAGGCCCUGCAGCAGCUGAUUAGAGUAACACAGCCAGAGCUGAUUCAGACCCACAAAUCUCAAGAGUCACAACUGCCUGAGGAGAGCAAGCCAGCCAGCAGCAAGUCUCCCUUUGGGCUAGAGGCGGGCAGAACCCCGGCGGCCUCUGAGUGCACUCACACAGAUGGUGCAGAGGAGGUGGCUGGUUCGUGCCCACAAACUACAACCCAUAGUCCUCCCAGCAAAUCUAAGCUGGUGGUGAAGCCUUCAGGGAGCAGCCUCAAUGGGGUUCCCCCAACCCCUACCCCUAUUGUCCAGCGGCUGCCAGCCUUUCUAGAUAAUCACAAUUAUGCCAAAUCCCCUAUGCAGGAGGAGGAAGACCUGGCGGCAGGUGUGGGCCGCAGCCGAGUUCCAGUCCGACCCCAGCAGUACUCUGAUGAUGAGGAGGACUAUGAGGAUGAGGAGGAGGAUGUGCAGAAUACCAGUUCUGCCAUCAGAUACAAGCGGAAGGGGACAGGGAAGCCAGGAUCGUUGAGCAAUUCUUCAGAUGGGCAGCUGUCAGUGCUGCAGCCCAACACCAUCAAUGUCUUAACUGAGAAGCUUCAAGAGUCUCAGAAAGACCUUUCAAUUCCUCUGUCCAUCAAGACUAGCAGUGGGGCUGGGAGUCCAGCCGUGGCUGUGCCCACACACUCGCAGCCUUCACCCACCCCUAGCAAUGAGAGCACGGACACAGCCUCUGAGAUUGGCAGUGCUUUCAACUCACCCUUGCGCUCACCCAUCCGCUCAGCCAACCCAACACGGCCCUCUAGCCCUGUCACCUCUCACAUCUCCAAGGUGCUCUUUGGAGAAGAUGACAGCCUACUUCGUGUUGACUGCAUACGCUACAACCGUGCUGUCCGUGACCUGGGUCCUGUCAUUAGCACGGGCCUGCUGCACCUUGCUGAGGAUGGUGUACUGAGUCCCCUGGCACUCACAGAGGGUGGGAAGGGUUCCUCACCUUCUACCAGAUCAAGCCAAGGCAGCCAGGGGUCCAGCAGCCUAGAGGAGAAGGAGGUGGUGGAAGUCACAGAUAGCAGAGACAAGUCUGGGCUGAACAGGUCCAGUGAGCCCUUGAGUGGAGAGAAGUACUCGCCCAAGGAGCUGUUAGCACUGUUAAAGUGUGUAGAGGCCGAGAUUGCAAACUAUGAGGCCUGUCUCAAGGAGGAGGUGGAGAAAAGGAAGAAGUUCAAGAUUGAUGACCAGCGAAGGACCCACAACUAUGAUGAGUUCAUCUGCACCUUCAUAUCCAUGCUGGCUCAGGAAGGAAUGCUGGCCAACCUGGUGGAGCAGAACAUCUCAGUGCGGCGCCGCCAAGGGGUCAGCAUUGGUCGGCUUCACAAGCAGCGGAAGCCUGAUAGGCGGAAACGCUCUCGCCCCUACAAGGCCAAACGCCAGUGAGGACCUCUAGCCCUGACUCUGCAGCCUCUCUUGCCGCAAGGCCCUCACCAGGGCCCUUCACUGUUCGACUUUUCCAAGUAUUACUGAAUAGUUCAGCUAGAGCUCAGGCCCUGGGAGUAGGAAUGGGAUGUGUAUUCUGCAUUAUGCUCUGGGGUCUGGCAGGGACAAGGCAGCUCCAUAAUGCUCAGGAAGCAGCAGCUGGAAUUGGAGGGUGCUGUGGCCUCCACGGCCAUCUGAGGAGCAGCAGGAUAUAUAUUCUACCUGUUGGAGAUGUCUAUUUUUUUGACUUUUGGCCAUCUUGCCACUGUAUUAACAUGGCCAGCUUCCUGACUCUGCUUUCUCUCCCAGCAGCUGUCAUUCUGCUGGGCCCAGGUCUCUUAUAACCACAGUACCAGCUGGGAAACCCAGAAGGCAUUGGUCCUGGUGCUCUAGCACCAGCCACCAGCCUGUCCUUGUUGUGAAGAAGCUUGGCCUACUACUCUUGAUUCCUUCUGGGAGAGCGCCAAACUCAGGGACCUGGCUGCUGAGCUGGAAUGGGCAUGGGGUAUCCUAGUAGGAUGUACAGCCUAUCAGGGUCCCACAGCUAUCGUGGAGACAAGUGUUUGAACUGUCCUCGUACCACCCAGACUUGUUAGUGAGUCAGAGCAGGGCUCUGGGGCUCUUUGCCUUCAGUGUUGUGGCCCUGGCCGUGGGCCUACCUUAGGCUCCUAAUCUCCGUCUCUGGGGUCCAGAGGAGCCACUACUUAGCCCCUCAGUAUUACCAUGUCUCCUCUUAGGAAUGUCAGAGGCAGGGCUGCUCGAAUGAGGCUGGCACUAUUCAAUUCUCCCGACCGUGCCAGCUUCCUUGGCCUCAUGCAGGUACUCAGGGUAGGGGACAGGGUCAAGAGGAGUUAGAACUUCUGUGUUCCCAUAGGGCUUGAUGCCAGUGGGGUAGUAAGCACAGCACUGCUUCAAGCUCCAGGCCCAGAUAGCCCUGUGCCCUCUGCUAGAUACAGGUGAUCCAAGCAGGCCCCUUACCUGUACAUAGCAACUGUCGGGGGGAUGGUACAGCAGUCCGACCCGCUAUAGUGUCUGUAAAUACUGAAUCAGUGAGUGAAGAAUAAAAGUGUGCUAAUAAGUGAUCU
Messenger RNA from Rattus norvegicus (Norway rat), 3751 nucleotides. It is a transcript of the gene Bap1, whose product is annotated as BRCA1 associated deubiquitinase 1. Lineage: Eukaryota; Metazoa; Chordata; Mammalia; Rodentia; Muridae. Gene Ontology annotation, cellular component: chromosome; cytosol; nucleoplasm. The record is from RefSeq and is marked validated. Gene Ontology annotation, molecular function: histone H2A deubiquitinase activity; chromatin DNA binding; cysteine-type deubiquitinase activity. Gene Ontology annotation, biological process: thrombocyte differentiation; mitotic cell cycle; spleen development.